ACCGACACUCCUAUCUACUAAGUCUGCAACAGCCAAAACUCCAUUGUUACCACAAAGCAUUCCGACCCUAGAAUCGGAAAAUACAAAUUACUACCCUGCCGAGACGCGAUCCAGAUAAACAAGAUGCCCAUCGGACAAAAUGAAAGUGGUGUUACCUCUGGUGUGAAGUUUGUAACCUCUACCGUUGGAAACACUGUUGGGGGUGUCACAAACACUCUGGGUGGCGUAGUUGGUGCCCUAGGGAGAGGCGUUGGUGAGACGGUUGAGGGCGCCACAGGCAGUGCUGGCCGACCCGUCGCCAGGGGCCUCGCAGAUGUGGCUACAAGCAUUGAAAAGGGCGCAAACGACGUCGCAGAAGGUGUGAAACGUGCUGGCGAAGGAAAAUAGAUUGAUGGGCUUGACAAUGCGGAGAGGGGGAGGGGGGAAAAGCGAAGGCUGGGGAAUGAUCCCACCGAGUGGACCGUAACACCAGAUUAAUUCUUCUUUCUUUGGUUGGCAUAAAUUGAGACUAAUAUUCGAUACCUCAAACGGU
Molecule: messenger RNA, 532 nt
Organism: Bipolaris maydis ATCC 48331
Lineage: Eukaryota; Fungi; Ascomycota; Dothideomycetes; Pleosporales; Pleosporaceae
Source: RefSeq, a predicted model, not a curated record